AUGAAAUUAGCGUCUCGGCGGAGCCGAAGCUACUCGGUGGGUCCGGUCAAAACAUUAACAUUUAUGACCGUUAAAUUAUCAUUCUGCGUGAUUUUACGGACGUUCACCGUGGCGCCUCAUGGCGAGGAGCUGUCCGAGCACGUGAAAGAAAGGAUCGUUUCUCUCCACAGAGAUGGCCUGGGCUACAAGAGGAUCGCCAGCACCCUGAACCUGAGCUGCAGCACCGUGGCCAAGACCGUGCAGCGCUUCAACCGGACCGGCUCCACCCACAGCAGCCGCCGCCGCGGGCGACCCAAGAGCAGCCUGAUGUCCGUGUUCAUCCAGACGCGCGGUGAAGCCGGCGGCGGCGUGGCGGCCCACCUCGAGUGCCCCGUGUGCGGCCACUUCUCCACGAGCCACGCCCACCAGCUGACGCACAUGGCGAGCUUGCACCCGGCCCGCCUGGACGCCGUGACGGUGGGUCGCCUAGGCAACAUCGUGACCUAUCAGAGCACGGCGCGGCUCUUCCACUGCUCGGACUGCUUCCACACGUGCCGGGACUUCACCAAGCUGUACACACACAUCAUCUCCAAACACUGUGUUGACGAAAGAGAGGAGGAGAGGAAGAGUGGAGCUGAGGAGGAAGAGGAGGAAGAAGAGAAGGAUGCUCUGAGAGGAAAGCAAAGGGAAGAAGAAGGAGGAGGGAAAGAUGGGCUAAAGAGAAAGCCAAGUAGUGAGGAAGGAGGAGAAGAAGGAGGGACAGAUAAGGUAAAAAGAAAGCCAAGUAGUGAGGAAGAGGAGGAGGAAGGAGGGAAAGAGGCUCCAGAAAGAAAGCAAAGUGAAGAAGAACAAGGAUGGAUAGAUAAGCAAAAGAGAAAGCCAAGUAGUGAGGAAGAGAAGGAAGAGGAGGGAGGAGGGAAGGAUGCUCCAAGAGGAAAGCAAAGUAAAGACGAAGGAGGGGAAGAUAAGCCAAAAAGAAAGCCAAGUGAGGAAGAGGAGGAAGGAGAAGAAGGAGGGACAAAUAAGCUAAAAAGAAAGCCAAGUAGUGAGGAAGAGGAGGAAGGAGAAGAAGGAGGGAAAGAGGCUCUAAAAAGAAAGCAAAGGGAGGAAGAAGAAGGAGAAACAGAUAAGCUAAAGAGAAAGCGAAACGAGGUUGCCGUGGCGACGGGCGUCUCCGGGUACCACUGUCUGAUCUGCGGCUGGAGGACGAAGCUCAAGUCCCUCGUGGUCAUCCACGUGGCGCGCAAGCACGACAUCCCCAAGAAGCUCGCCGUGCAGGCCGUGGGCGCCGGGGCAACCGCGCCCAGGAACGCCACGGCAACGGCGACGGCGACGGCGGCUGCCACGGCGACGGAGGACGAGGAGGUCGUGGUGGACGGGCUGAGUGGAGAGAUGCUGAAGGAGGAGAUGGAGGCCACCGCCAGAGUGGUUCGCUUCACACACAACCGCUUCAUGUGUCUCCUCUGUGGCUGGAAGACCAAGCUCAAAGGUAACUGUCCCCAAAAACACCAUCAGGUCACAGUCCCCAAAAACACCUUCAUCAGUGAUGAUGCCCCCGGAGACAUCAACAUGCAGAAGUUACUUGGUGCUCUGUUGGACGCGCCAGGCUUUGGGACUCGCUGCAUGGAAGGACAUCCCAUCCCAGAGGCUCCGUGUACGAUGGGCGAUGACGGCUGGAGAACUCCCGAGGUCCCUGAAAGCAUCACGCAGCUGUUCAGCUCGUCCAACUGGACGAUGGACGACCCGUCUCCGGCGUGCGUCUGCAGCUGCGACGGCAACAAGAAGAUGCUCCCGGACUGUCCCGCUGGAGCUGGGGGGCUGCCGCCACCAGAGAUGAAGCUGAGCGCCACCGACUCUCUUCAGAACCUGACGGGGAGAAACAUCUCCGACUACCUGGUGAAAACAUACGCCGACAUCAUCGGCAAAAGUUUGAAGAACAAAGUUUGGGUGAAUGAAUUCAGGUACGGAGGAUUCUCAUUGGGCGCCAGGAGCACUCAAGUCCUCCCACCGGCCAAUGAGGUCGACGACGCCAUUGAGCGAAUCAGAAAGAUCUUCGAGUUACAAAAGGGCGCUGCUGCAGAUCGAUUCCUCGACAAUUUGUCCGGUUUCAUUAACGGUUUGGACACGAAGAACAACGUCAAGAUCUGGUUCAACAACAAAGGCUGGCACAGCAUCGGCGCCUUCAUCAACGUGAUGAACAACGGCAUCCUGCGGGCCAACCUGCCGCCAGGCCGGGACGCCAGUCACUACGGCAUCAGAGCCUUCAACCAUCCUCUGAACCUCACCAAGGAGCAGCUGUCACAGGUCGCUCUGGUAACGACCUCCGUGGAUGUCCUGGUGUCCAUCUGUGUGAUCUUCGCCAUGUCCUUCGUCCCUGCUAGCUUCGUGGUCUUCCUCAUCCAAGAGCGAGUCAGCAAAGCCAAACACAUGCAGUUCAUCAGCGGCGUGCAGCCGCUGCUCUACUGGGUGGCCAACUUCAUCUGGGACAUGUGUAACUACGUCGUCCCAGCAACGCUGGUCAUCAUCAUCUUCAUCAGUUUCCAACAGAAAGCCUAUGUCUCUUCCACCAACCUACCAGUGCUCGCGCUGCUGCUGCUUCUAUACGGCUGGUCCAUCACUCCUCUGAUGUACCCGGCAUCGUUCUUCUUUAAGAUCCCGAGCACGGCGUACGUCGUCCUCACCAGCGUCAACAUCCUGAUCGGCAUCAACGGGAGCAUCUCCACCUUCGUCAUGGAGCUGUUUGGGAACAAUGAGAUCGGAGGAAUCAACGACAUCCUGAAGAACGUCCUGCUCAUCUUCCCUCACUUCUGUCUCGGCCGAGGACUCAUCGACAUGGUGAAGAACCAGGCCAUGGCCGACGCCCUCGAGAGAUUUGGUGAGAACCGGUUCCGCUCUCCUCUGGAGUGGGACAUGGUGGGGAAGAACCUGUUCGCCAUGGCUGUGGAGGGAGUGGUCUUCUUCAUCAUCACCAUCCUCAUCCAGUACAGAUUCUUCAUCAAACCCAGGCCGGUCAGUACACUCACCAAACUGGGCCCUCUGGGAGAAGAGGAUGAGGACGUGGCCCGAGAGAGACAGAGGAUUGUCCACGGCCUCGGACACGGAGACAUCCUGGAGCUGAGACAGCUCACCAAGGUGUUUAAGAGGAAACAGAAGCCAGCAGUGGACCGACUGUGUGUGGGGAUUCCUCCUGGAGAGUGUUUCGGGCUGCUGGGUGUGAACGGAGCAGGGAAGACGACAACCUUUAAGAUGCUGACAGGAGACACCGUGGUGACCAGCGGGGAGGCCUUCCUGGCCGGGAAGAGCAUCCUGAGGGAGAUAGAUGUGGUCCAUCAGAACAUGGGUUACUGUCCUCAGUUUGACUCGAUCAACGAGCUGCUGACAGGACGAGAACAUCUGGAGCUGUACGCCGUGCUGAGAGGCGUCCCCGAGAAGGAAGUGUGCGACGUGGCUGAGUGGGGGAUCAGGAAGCUGGGUCUGCUGAAGUAUUCUGACAAAGCAGCAGGAAGCUACAGCGGAGGAAACAUGAGGAAGCUGUCCACCGCCAUGGCGCUGAUCGGAGCGCCGCCGGUCGUCUUCCUGGACGAGCCAACCACGGGCAUGGACCCUAAAGCUCGCCGUGCUCUCUGGAACUGCAUCCACAGCAUCAUCAAGGAGGGACGAUCUGUGGUCCUCACCUCACACAGUAUGGAGGAGUGUGAGGCUCUGUGUACCAGGAUGGCCAUCAUGGUGAACGGCAGGUUCAGAUGUCUCGGCAGUGUCCAACACCUGAAGAACAGGUUCGGGGACGGCUACACCAUCAUCCUGCGGGUGGGGGGGCCGGACGCCGACCUGCUCCCCGUCAUGAAGUUCAUCGAGAGCGAGCUGAGCGGCAGCACGCUGAAGGAGAAGCACCGCAACAUGCUGCAGUACCAGCUGCCCUCGUCUCUCACCUCGCUCACACACAUCUUCAACAUCCUGGCCCAAAACAAAGACACGCUGAGGAUCGAAGACUACUCCGUCACCCAGACUACGCUGGACCAGGUGUUUGUGAACUUUGCGAAGGACCAGAGUGACGACUAUCACUCCAAAGACAACUCGGUGAGACGGCGAGACGUGGCCAUCGAGGUCGGUGUGCUGAGCGGUAACCACGGAGACGCUGGCGGCGCCACGGCGCUGGGGGAGAGCGUCAUGUGACACCGCUGUCAUGUCACAGCUGAGUCCUGUGGGCGGAGCUACCUGCCGCCUCGUGCCAGUCAAUGCAAGCGUGCUCCUGGGGCGCCGCCGAGCGUUUAAAGACACUUGAACAGUCAGACUUCCUGCUGACGCCUUCUUCUUCUUCUUCUUCUGCUGCUUCUUCUUCUUCUUCUUCUGCUGCUGCUUCUUCUUCUGCUUCUUCUGCUUCUGCUGCUGCUGCUUCUUCUUCAUCUUCUUCUUCUGUGAUUGACCCGCUGCCUGUAAUGAACCCGCCCGUCAGCGCUGGAAUGUAACUAAGUACAUUUACUCCAGUACUGUACACACACACACACACACACACACACACACACACACACAGAGACACAGAUACACACAGACAUAUCCACACACACACAGAAACCGGUGUAAUGUAACUAAGUACAUUUAGUACAUUUACUACCAGUACUGUACUUCAGUACCAAAUGUUGAGGUACUUGUACUUUACUUCUUUUCUCUUCAUGCCACUUUCUACUUCUACUCCGCUACAUUUCAGAGAGAGAUAUUGGACUUUUUCCUGUAACAGAGUAUUAUUACUACAGUUCCUGGAGUAAUCAGAUUACUUCCUCCAGCGCUGGCGCCCGGGUCUGUUUGUUCCGAUCAGCGAUGAAGAAUCCGAAUCAUUUCAAACGGCCGACGACUCGACUGCACAAAGAAAAUCACGUUUGAUUCCGUUUUUAUUGUCCGAGUUGUAUUUAUAUGUGUAGCGUAUUUUAUUUUGUCGGGGCAUUCCUAUUUGCAGUUUCCUGUUUCCUGUAGUGUUUUAACAGCCAACCAAUCAAAGAGCUGCACAAAGAAAAUAAAGAUGAUGAUUUUGUAGGUUUUUUGUAAGAAAAGAUGCUGAAAAAGAGUGAUUUGUUGUGUUCGAUACCUCGGAAGCUCACUACAGUAUUGAACAGCUGAUCAGCUGAUCGAUGAGUCAUCACACGUGUCAUCGGUCUCUGAUCGCUGUUACCCUCCUUCAAAAUAAAAGAAACAAAUCCACUGAG
Molecule: messenger RNA, 5177 nt
Organism: Perca flavescens (yellow perch)
Lineage: Eukaryota; Metazoa; Chordata; Actinopteri; Perciformes; Percidae
Product: ATP-binding cassette sub-family A member 1
Exons: 26
Coding region: 1-4152 (1383 amino acids)
Biological process (GO): lipid transport; transmembrane transport
Cellular component (GO): membrane; intracellular membrane-bounded organelle
Molecular function (GO): ATP binding; lipid carrier activity; ABC-type transporter activity
Source: RefSeq, a predicted model, not a curated record